AACACGAGAGCAAGGCCCGAGGUGGCAUCAUGUCUGGGUGGAGGUGUCUCAGCUGUGGCAGCUUUCUCCUGAGCAUUCUCCUUGAACUGACAAACCAGGGACCUCCUGGCCCCCUCUCAUCAAGCACGAAGCUUCUGAUGACGAGCUAUUCUGUGCGCUCCACUGUGGUAUCUCGUUAUGCCCACACUUUGAUCACGUCUGACCUGUUCAAUCCACAUGCUGAGACACAUGAAGCCAUCUUUGAGCUGGAUUUGCCUUGCCUCGCCUUCAUCUCCAAUUUCACUAUGACCAUCAACGAUAAAGUAUACAUUGCGGAAGUCAAAGAGAAGCACCAAGCAAAGAAAAUCUAUGAGGAAGCCCAUCAGCAGGGAAAGACAGCUGCUCACAUAGGCAUCAGGGACCGGGAAUCAGAGAAGUUCCGCAUCUCAACUAGCCUGGCAGCAGGCACAGCGAUGACUUUUGCCUUGGCCUAUGAGGAGCUCUUGCAGCGGCAACAAGGCCAGUACCAGCUGGUGGUAAGCCUGAAGCCCGGUCAGUUGGUAACCAGAAUGAGUGUAGAAGUCACAGUGUCUGAAAGGACAGGCAUUGCCUUUGUGCACGUACCGCCGCUGAGGACGAGCCGCCUGCGCACCAAGGACAACACAAGACAGGCUGACUCGCCGCCAUCGACGAGGAUCGAGAGGGGAGAGACCUGCGCACGAGUCACCUUCUGCCCGACUUUGCGAGACCAGGCUGCCUUCUCUGGCUCAGGCAUCAUGGCCGACUUCGUGGUGCGGUACGACGUGCUCAUGGAGGACGUCCUGGGAGACGUGCAGAUCUACGACGGCUAUUUUAUCCAUUACUUUGCGCCCCGAGGCCUCCCGCCUGUGGAGAAGAACGUGGUGUUUGUGAUUGACGUGAGCGGCUCCAUGUUUGGUACCAAGAUGCAGCAGACUAAAAAGGCCAUGAAUGUGAUCCUCAGUGACCUGCAAGUCAACGACUACUUCAACAUCAUCUCCUUUUCUGACACAGUUAGUGUCUGGAAAGCUGGAGGCUCAAUCCAGGCCACCAGCCAGAAUGUCCACAGUGCCAAGAACUACCUGGAUCACAUGGAAGCUGCUGGCUGGACUGACAUCAAUGCAGCUCUGCUAGAAGCUGCUUCUGUGCUGAACCAUAGCAACCAGGAACCUGGGAGGAGCCCCGGUGUGGGCAGGACCCCUCUUAUCAUCUUCCUGACAGAUGGGGAGCCCACAGCUGGUGUGACAACACCCAGUGUGAUCCUCUCCAACGUCCGCCAGGCGCUGGGCCACAGAGUAUCCCUUUUCAGUUUGGCCUUUGGAGAUGAUGCGGACUUCCCCCUGCUGCGUCGCCUGUCCCUGGAGAACCGGGGAGUCGCCCGGCGUAUAUACGAGGACACUGAUGCAGCCCUACAGCUGGAGGGUCUCUACGAGGAGAUUUCCAUGCCUCUGCUGGCAGAUGUGCGUCUGGACUACCUAGGUGGCUUGGUUGGGGCUUCCCCUUGGGCACUUUUCCCCAACUACUUUGGAGGCUCGGAGCUGGUGGUGGCAGGCCAAGUGCAGCCAGGCAAACAGGAACUGGGCAUCCACCUGGCAGCUCGUGGCCACAAAGGUCAGCUUCUUGUGGCCCGCCACAGUGAAGAGGUCACCAACAGCAGCCAGAAGACCUUUGGUUGUCCAGGGGAACUAGCCCCCAAUGUGGCCCACUUCAUCCGCCGCCUCUGGGCCUAUGUCACCAUUCGAGAGUUGUUGGAGGCACGCUUCCAAGCCCGUGACACCACUACUCGCCAUCUGCUAGCUGCCAAAGUCCUCAACCUAUCUCUUGAAUACAACUUUGUCACACCUCUGACUUCACUGGUCAUGGUGCAGCCCAAGGAGGACAGUGAGGCCAAGAGACAGACUUCUACCACAGCUGGUCCAAGCACCAUCCUGCCCUCAUCCAGCAUCAGGAACAGCCUAGGGACAAGCACAAUUCAAUCAGGCUUGAUGUCCAAGGUAUCUUCCAUAUCAAGGUCUGCAAAGCCAACCUCAACUAUGACCGCUUUUGCAAAGAAGAUACCCACUGUCAAAGAGUUGGAGCCACUGAGUCGCAGCCCUAGUACCUUAUCAACCCCCACCCACUCAAAGCCCAAAACUCCAGCACAACAGGAUUCUGGCACUUUAGCCCAGCCAACUGUCAGGAUGAAAACUGCUGUCCCUGUGCCUUCAAAUUCUGGUGUUUUACUGCCUCGGAAGCCCAGCACUCCAGCACACCAGAAUCCUGCUACUGUAUUACCCAUGAAUUCCAAGAAGCAAGUCCCACCUCUGAAUCCUAACACUCCAUCCCAGCCCAAAGCUGGCACUAAGAAGCAUAUACCUCCAUUGCAUUCCCAACCUGGUGUUCCAUCACAACCGAGACUCAAAGUCCCAUCAUACCCCCAGCCUGGAGUUCUCACACCACCCUCUCCUAAAAGCCUGCCACAACCCACACCAGGGGCUUCCACACUUCAGAUCCCCAAACAUCCAUCACAUAUCAGACCAGCUUCUGCUCUCAAGAAUCCAAAUGAUCUGCCACAUCCCAAGACCCCCCAAAUUACAUCACUUUUUAAGCCUAGUGCCCCACCUCACCAAAGUUCCACAAGCUUAUUGCUUUCAAAACCUAGGACCCUAACCCCCCAUACACCCAAAACCCCACUGCCCUCUAGAUCUGCCAGGCCCAGGACCCCACGUCUCCAGAACCUAAGCACACUCCCAACCACAGUCUCAAGUCCCACAGUUCCUAGCACUACUGUGACCAGCACUGGCUUUGGAGAACCCCUCCCCACUCCCUUUACCCCUACCGUCCCCUCUCUGUUACCCACUGGAAGACUCUGGCAUCAGCAUAACCUGCUGCUGGGGUCCCAGAGCACCAGGAAAGUUCUGGGACCAUCUGUGGCAGGAGUCCCAACAAUGAGUCUACCUAACAGCUCCAGGCCUACGCCAGAAGGCAGCCCUCCAAACUUUCCAGUCUUGCUGCCUUCCAGCACCCUCCCUGAGGCCAUCAGUCUGCUCCUUCUCCCUGAGGAGCUAAAGCUGCUGUCUGAGUCCAUGGUGGAGGCCAAGUUUGUGGAGUCCCUGGACCCACCAGCUUUCUAUACCUUCCUCACUCCUGAUGAAGAUGGAAGUCCACACUGGGCUGACAAAUCUGAGGAGAUCCUGGGAGGAGCUGGAGGCAGCGUGAAAUCUCAGAGAAGUUCUGUGGGGCUAGCAAAAGACAUGUUGCCGAGCAUCUUCACAUUCUCAUCCUCAGUGGAUGGUGACCCCCACUUUGUGGUCCGUAUCCCACACUCAGAAGAGAGGAUCUGUUUCACACUGGAUGGACGCCCAGGAGACGUGCUGCAGCUCAUAGAGGAUCCAAAAGCAGGGCUGCACGUGAGUGGGAGGCUUCUUGGGGCACCACCAAGACCAGGGCAUGAGAACCAGCCUCGCACCUACUUCCACAUCAUCACAGUGACUACCGACAAACCCUGGGCUUACACUAUCACCAUCAGUCGCAGUUCCAUAUCUGUAAGAGGAGAGGGUGCCCUGCAUCUGUCUUGGGAUCAACCUGCCGUGCUGAAGAGGCCACAGCUGGAGCUCCAUGUGGCUGCUGGAGCCCGCCUCACCCUCCGCCUUGGGCCCUACCUUGAGUUCCUAGUCCUCCGACACCGCUACAGACACCCAAGCCCCCUGCAACUGCCACAUCUGGGGUUCUACGUGGCCAAUGGCUCAGGCCUUAGCUCCUCAGCUCGUGGCCUGAUGGGGCAGUUCCAGCACUCAGACAUUCGACUGGUGACAGGGCCUUCAGGGCCAUGCCUGCAGAGGCAACAUGACCCAGACGUGCCUGUGGUUCUAGGCAAAAAGCUGCUGAAGGAUUCACCAAGGCUUCGACCCCGCUGGACUUCCUGCUGGCUGGUGAAGCGCUCUCAUGUAGAGAGGCUGCUGGGCCAGCCCUUCCUCACCUAUGUCUUGUGA
Messenger RNA from Lepus europaeus (European hare), 3968 nucleotides. RefSeq names its product inter-alpha-trypsin inhibitor heavy chain family member 6 (gene ITIH6). The coding region runs from base 30 to 3968 and encodes 1312 amino acids. The record is from RefSeq and is a predicted model, not a curated record. Gene Ontology annotation, biological process: hyaluronan metabolic process. NCBI's taxonomy places the organism in Eukaryota, Metazoa, Chordata, Mammalia, Lagomorpha, Leporidae. Gene Ontology annotation, molecular function: serine-type endopeptidase inhibitor activity. The transcript is spliced from 13 exons.